Poeciliopsis prolifica (blackstripe livebearer) is the source of this 541-nucleotide messenger RNA. RefSeq names its product lymphocyte antigen 6C2-like. The transcript has 3 exons. Bases 12 to 371 code for a protein of 119 amino acids. The record is from RefSeq and is a predicted model, not a curated record. Lineage: Eukaryota; Metazoa; Chordata; Actinopteri; Cyprinodontiformes; Poeciliidae.
GAAAAACUCUUAUGAGACACCACAGAGGAUGUCUGUGGACAACCCUGACCAUCUUCUUCAUGAGAUGCCUUGGGAACAAUAGUGUCUUCAGUCAGAGGCUUCUUCGAAAUCACUCAUCUGGAUUGAGAUGCUACCUGUAUGGCACAGCAGAUUCUAUUACCUGCUCUGGUAUUCAAACGUGUCCUGCUGGUUAUGACCGAUGUGCUUCUGCCAAGAUAGAAGGAGUCACUUUCAAGGAGUGCUUGAAAAACACAGACUGCAUUUCUCCCAUAAAGUGCUGUGGAACGGACUUGUGCAACAGUGCCAUACCAACUGGCCCUGGUGUCACUCUGCUGCUCCUGUCUUCAGCCCUUAUGAUGCUCUUUAUUUAAGGCUCUGAAAUCAUGAUCCUGUUCUGGUUUAUUGUUUUGUCUUUUAACAAUUACUCUGAGUUUACAGUUUACAUGCAGUCAUCACAGAUAUGCAGCAGUUUGUCUGUUCUGAACAUGAAACAAAAUCUGAAGCCAUGAAAGAAUAAACUAAUCAAAUGCUCAAUCAACAA